Molecule: messenger RNA, 345 nt
Organism: Rangifer tarandus platyrhynchus (Svalbard reindeer)
Lineage: Eukaryota; Metazoa; Chordata; Mammalia; Artiodactyla; Cervidae
Source: the annotation of a GenBank genome assembly
AUGGCCGCCGCCUCUCGGCCCCUCGGGGACUGCAACAAGUGCAGAGGCGGCGCGGCGGCGGCGGAGCGCGGGGUCCCCUGGCCGCGCGGCCCCUCUCGCCCCCUGUCGGCCCCGCGCCGGGGGCCGGGAAUGGGUGGGUGGAAGCUGGGUCUCUGUGGUUCGGGUGCCGGGGAAAUCAGCGGUCUUCCUGCAGUGGAGAAGGGAGAGCCUCGAAAGCUGGGAUCGCCCCUCGCCAUCAGUGCCUGGCGCCGGGUGAGGGGUGCGCGGCGGGGCCGGGUCCCCGGAGAGCAGCAGAGCGAGCGGAAUUCCGCUCAGGACACAAGCGCCAACGUUUCUUUCGCGUGA